AUGGCUGCACAAUCGAAGGAGGACCCUCUUAUGGUCCUCUACAUGCGAUAUCUCGAUCUAUUGCGCUCGCGAAUCCGUCGCACCUCUCGAACCACGAGGUUAAUAGCCGUUCUUGCGUUCACCUUGAGUGUUGUUUCAUCAGGAUAUGGCAGCUACAAACGGUGGAAGAGGAGGUCAGAAGACAGAGCUCAAGGGCGAAAGCUGUUGCGCAAGAACAGCGGAUUGAAAGGGAAAGAUGGCGAGAGGACCAUAUUCGUGCCACGAGGAGAUUCUAUAUCCAAGGUGGUCAUUCGUCCUACCAAACCAACCACUUUCGACGCUCAUCGUAGGCUCUUUUUGACACCACCCCGAGUGACUAGAUUGCAGUCGGGCACCUCAACUCCUGCCCAUGGACCACCACCACAGACGAAGCCUGGCCUCAACCUUGCUUUUUUACACCAGUUCCUGAGCUUAUUGAAUAUCAUGGUUCCAAGGUUUAAGUGUAAAGAAACCGGAUUGCUACUCGGCCAUGGCGUUUUUCUGAUCCUCAGGACUUACCUAUCGCUGGUCGUGGCUCGGUUGGAUGGCGCUAUCGUUCGUGAUCUGGUGGCUGGAGAAGGAAAGUCCUUUUUGCUUGGGAUCUUGAGAUGGCUCUCUGUUGGUACUCUGGCAUCCUACACAAACAGCAUGAUCAAGUUUCUGCAAUCCAAGAUUUCUAUCGCCUUCAGGACUCGACUCACCCGAUACAUUCACGACCUCUAUCUGAACAAAAACCUCAACUACUACAAGCUCAGCAACCUCGACGGUGGUGUUGGACAAGGUGCUGACCAAUUCAUUACUCAAGAUCUUACUCUGUUCUGUACAGCCGCGGCGUCUUUAUACUCUUCUCUAGGCAAACCGCUGGUCGAUUUGUUUGUGUUCAAUUAUCAGCUCUACUUGUCCCUCGGCCCACUCGCUUCGACCUUGCUUCUAUCGAACUACUUCACUACUGCGACACUCCUUCGUCGGCUCUCCCCACCCUUUGGCAAAUUGAAAGCUGUUGAAGGCAAGAAAGAGGGUGAUUUCCGAGGCUUACAUGCACGGCUCAUUGCCAAUGCGGAAGAGGUGGCCUUCUAUGGUGGCAGCGAUGUCGAGAAAGUCUUUGUGAACAGAGCAUUCGAGGAUCUGAAGAAGUGGAUGGAUGGCAUAUACAACCUGAAAGUACGCUACAACAUGCUCGAAGACUUCAUCCUUAAGUACUCAUGGUCUGCCUUCGGAUAUGUGAUAACCUCCUUACCUGUCUUCCUACCAGCAUGGGGUGGUCUAGGUGGGCGAAACGAGCUAGUCCCCACUGGUAUCGAGGCUCCGAGAGAACGAGGACGAAUGAAGGAGUUCAUCACAAACAAGAGACUCAUGUUGUCACUGGCUGACGCUGGAGGCAGAAUGAUGUACAGCAUUAAAGACUUGUCCGAGUUGGCAGGAUAUACAAGUCGCGUAUAUACCCUCAUCAGCACAUUACAUCGCGUUCAUGCAAGUGCAUAUGCUACACAUCGACGAACGAGACCAGGAGAGCUUUACUCCCUCACAGACGUGCAGGGUACACUACAUACUGGCUUUGACGGUGUUCGUCUUGAAGACGUGCCAGUUGUGGCACCUUCGAUGUAUCCAUAUGGUGGUGAUGAACUGAUUGAAAGUCUAUCUUUUGUGCUUCACAGUGGUGAUCACCUCUUGAUAUCUGGUCCAAAUGGUGUCGGCAAAUCCAGUAUCGCUCGCAUCGUUGCAGGUCUCUGGCCAGUAUAUCGCGGUCUUGUCUCUCGGCCACGACAAGUUGGCAUGGAUGGUAUAAUGUUUCUUCCUCAGCGGCCAUACUUGUCUGUCGGCACUUUACGUGAUCAAGUCAUAUACCCCCACACCGAAGUGGACAUGCGCGACAAUGGCAAAAACGAUAAUCAACUACAGCAAGUUCUUGACGCAGCACGACUUGGCUACCUGGUCGACAGAGAAGGUGGCUGGGAUACCCGCAAAGAGUGGAAGGAUGUCUUUUCUGGAGGCGAGAAACAACGUAUGGGUAUUGCACGGUUGCUGUACCACGAACCAAGAUACGCCUUCAUUGAUGAAGGUACAUCCGCUGUCUCGUCAGAUGUGGAAGGUCUGCUUUACGAGACUGCAAAAGACAGAGGUAUCACCUUGAUCACCAUCAGCACACGAGCUAGUCUGAAGAAGUAUCAUACGUAUAAUCUGGUUCUUGGUCUUGGCGAAGAUGGCUACGACUGGGACUGGAAUCAGAUUGGUACAGAAAGUGAAAAGCUCGGAGUUCAGAAAGAGGUACAUGAGCUAGAAGAAAGACUCGAGAAAGUACCAGAAUGGGAGAAGAGGUUAAAAGAGAUUGACGAAGAGCUCAACAAAGUGCUUGUUGUGAGGAUUGAUGGCAAAAACGUUGAGCUUCCUGCAGAAAGCACUGUUUCUUCGCAAAUGGAGCAGUCGGAUAGCUCGUGA
This is a messenger RNA of Lithohypha guttulata, 2454 nucleotides long. RefSeq names its product ATP-binding cassette long-chain fatty acid transporter pxa1 (gene PXA1). Bases 1 to 2454 code for a protein of 817 amino acids. Gene Ontology annotation, molecular function: ABC-type transporter activity; ATP binding; ATP hydrolysis activity. The record is from RefSeq and is a predicted model, not a curated record. NCBI's taxonomy places the organism in Eukaryota, Fungi, Ascomycota, Eurotiomycetes, Chaetothyriales, Trichomeriaceae. The transcript has a single exon. Gene Ontology annotation, cellular component: peroxisomal membrane. Gene Ontology annotation, biological process: peroxisome organization; very long-chain fatty acid catabolic process; fatty acid beta-oxidation.